GAGCUGGGGGUGGAGAACACUUGAGGACUGGAUAAGACAAGAUCACUGGCAGCAGAGUCCUUCAUGUUGACAGCACUUGUCUUUCAGUGACAGGAGGACCACACCCAGGGUCUGCAGAACCUCUCGACACACCGGACUGGGUCUGAGCGAUGACCAUGGGGCCCGGCCGCUGGCUAUUGGCCUUGCUGUGGCUCACCUACUUCACCUUCACAGGUUAUGCACAGUAUGUCACUCAAAUUCAACCAAAUGAUGGAAGUUUAAAUGGAGCAACGAUAGUCACCAUUCUUGGCAGUGGAUUUUCCCAGGCAAAUCAGUUUAACUACGGACCGGGUGAAAGUCAACUCGGCAAUAGCGUGAUGAUGGUCUCAAAUACGAGGUCAAUCCCCUGUGAUGUGGAUAAAGACUCCUCUCGUGCGACAGUAAUCACCUGCUACACCAGACCAAUGCCAGCAGACAACUAUGUGGUCCAAGUCAGUGUGGACGGGACGAUGAUCCCUCAGAGCAACAUGUGCAAUGGCAACUACAACUCGUACUACUGCAGUUUUUAUCCACGAAGUUACAGAACGCCAACAAUCAGCCAGAUCACACCUCAGACUGGAUUGCCAGGAUCCCUCAUUACAAUCAGGGGCAUGAUCUUCACUGACGUCUACGGCAGUAACACGGCGCUGAGCUCCAAUGGACUAAAUGUUAGGAUUUUAAGAGUUUACAUCCGGGGCAUGCCGUGCGUACUUCUCGUGCCCAAUUCUGACACCCGCUAUGGCCUCGCCCUGGAUAAUCAGUACAGUUAUUGGGGAACAAUGACGUGCAGAAUUACGUCCACUUAUGUGGGUCACCAUAAUGUGAGCUUCAUUCUCGACAGCGAUUACGGCAGGAGUCUCCCUUACCUGAGCACCUACUUCAUCUCUGCUCUCGAUAAGCUGGCAAUGUUUCAGUCAUAUGCAGAGAUUUACAGCAUUUUCCCAUCUGCUGGAAGCCUGGAAGGAGGAACCAUUUUAACAAUAAAUGGGAAUUACUUUGAUCAGACAAAUAGCCCAGCGAGAAUUCUAGUGGGAGGUCAGGACUGCCCACUACUGAGCUUAUCGAACAAUGUGAUAAUCUGCACGGUCCCUGCACAGCCGGUGACGAACAGGACGCUGUUUGGAGGAGGAAGGGGCCUACAACUGGAAGUUUGGAACAACACCGUUCCCCACACUCUCGAUGACGUCCUGGCAUAUGACACCUCAAUGCCAGGCUACUACACCAUGUGGGUGGAUUCCAGCUCCUACGCCUGGCCUGCCAACUACAACAACUUUGUUGCCCGUCUCAGUGGCUUCUUCACGCCAACAGUAACGGACGACUACAGAUUUUACAUCAGAGGGGACGAUCGCUGUGCUCUCUACUUCAGCCAAACAGGACUUCCCAAAGAUAAGGUGAAGAUUGCUUACCUGACCUCGGCGAGAAGCAGCUUUUUCCAAGACCCAAACCAAGCAUCCCAGUUGAUGCAUCUUGAGGAAGACCAGGAGUACUAUAUCGAAAUAUUAUUCCAGCAAUAUAGCAGUAAUGCAUUUGUCGACUUAGCAAUUUAUCAGAAGAAUACGUCCUUUACCGCACUGCAGACUCCUGAUGCCAUCAGUGAAGUUCAGGUCAUCAACACGCAGAGCAUCGUUUUAAUUGAGAAACAGGAAAUUUGUUUUGUGAACUGGACAUCCGAGACUCCAGUGAAAGAAGUUCAGCAGAUUGUGGUUAACAGCAGCUGUUUUAGCCUGGGCUACUGUGCUUAUCUCCAGUACACCCUGAUCUAUAACAAUGAAAAAACAGCCCCCAUUUCGGUUGACGCCUCAAGUGAUGUCAUUCAGAAUGCUUUAAAUGCCUUUGACUCAAUCAAGCCAGACAGCGUUGUGGUGACAAAGACGGAGAGUGCCAGCGGGUCUGUGUACAUCGUGACAUUUGAUUCUACUCGAGGAGAUUUCAAUGUCCUCCAGUAUGACACGGGUGGAAGUAACAUCAGCAUCAGCAUCUCUGAAAUAACCCAAGGCAAGCCCGGCCUGGACACCUUCACCUUGAUGUGGGAUGGGGUGACGUCCAGUCCCCUUUCAGCCAAUGCGACAGCCGGCCAGGUCAAUGAUGAGCUGUGGGGUCUGCUCAGUGCCAAAUGUCCAAGCAGCAUAAACGGCUACACUGAAGGUCCACAAGUGAAGUACUUCAGGGACUAUGAGACGGCUGCUGAGAUGCCAACAGGAAACCAGAGGGGGACACGUGUGUUCAACACGGAGGCUUUCUGUGGAUCUUACAGUCUUAUGACCCCCCAGAUACUAUUUGACUCCAAUGACGUGACAAGCUCAGGACUCCCAUAUGGCAACGUUUCACUACUCACUUACGACACGCUGUGCUUUGCGUACCGAGGAUUCAUCAGCAAUACCAUUGGAGUGACGUUCUCCUACGUCCAGACAGGCGCCAAAUCCCCAAGUACCUCGAAUGGCCUGUUGGUGGUCGACAUUACUCAGGGGGCUGAGUGGCAGUACACCUGCAUUGACCUUCGGCAGAGUUUGCAGGCCUCAUAUCCUGGAUCUUUUUAUUCACUCCAACAAAUUACUCUUUCCCAGAGCGAUCCAAACCAGGAUUUCUUCAUCGACACGGUCUACUGGGGAAGUGGACCUUCAUCAUUCAGCCCACCAGACUUGCUUUUGAGGAGAAAUGCUGCUUUGGCAGAACGAGGGGUCUUUGUGCACAACAUCGACGUGGUGAAGAGCCAAGAAGCGGGGACUUCCAAUAACUGCUACACAAUCUCACUCACCCCCUUCAACUGCGGAUGUGAUUUUCCGUUAUUGGGUAUUGCCUUCGCACAGGUUCUUUCUGGAGAUGGUGAGACGACUGCCACCUAUGGAGGGUCCAACUGGGAUGUUGCGGCGACUAUGAAAGUAACGAGACUUCAGCCUGCAUCUCCACCAGUCGGCGGUGUAUUUGACCUGAGCAUCUAUGGACAAGUGGUCAAUGGUAUCCCUGUGAAUAGUUCAGCUCUGGACCUGCAGUUUGCUUUAGAAAGCAUUCCACAAAUGGGGCAACUGGCAGUUUCCAGGAGUGGAGAUUGUCGCGGCUACUCGUGGACAGUGACGUGGCUGAGUGUGCCAGGGGACCAGCCGCCCUUUGAGAUCAACAGCUCAUCUGUCACCGGGGUCAAUGCGUCCAUCACAGCAAAUACUCUAACAGAUGGCGGGGCAAUGAGGCGGCACAUCUUCGGAGACGCCUUACGUGUGCCCAGCACUGAGCCUCAGGUUCAAGUUUAUAUCAAUGAUAUCAUGUCACUGUGCUCAGGAAACUGCACCUAUCAGUGGGACCCGAUGACUACACCAGUUGUUUCAGCAAUAACUCCAACCAGUGGAUCAUCUGCUCUGGGAACCAUUCUGACAAUAACAGGCACCAGACUGUCAAGUUCCUUGGCCAACGAGAGCACAUCUGUUUCUAUUGGAGGAGCAAACUGCACUGUUACCCAGAUAAGCGACACCCAAAUCACGUGUGAAGUUGGAGACGCAGCGGCUGGAUCCGCUCCAGUGACUGUCUAUGUGCCGGCCGUCGGGUUGGCUCAAAGCCCCUUCACCUUUGCCAACCUGCUGGGAGUGACGAGUGCGUCCCCUCUGACUGGCAGCAUAGCAGGAGGAACCGUACUUACACUAACUGGAUACGGAUUUGGUCCAGACACCACCGUCACAAUGAAUGAGCAGCUUUGCACGGUUUUGACAGUAAAUCUAAACGCAGUCCGGUGCCAAACGCCUGCAGCGGCCCCUGGUGCUGUCACUCUGACGGUGAGGACGGCUGGAAUGGAGGACUCCCUUGACACGACUUUCACAUACGACAUGGCAGUGACCCCCAUCAUUGAGAGCAUCAGCCCUCAGACCACUAAUGUGAUGGGGAACACCAGCCUUACUAUUUCAGGAAGCCAAUUUGAGUCCCAAAGCUCGGUCUUAAUCGGCAAUUCAAACUGUAAGAUAACCGAAUGGACAAACAGUGUCAUCAUUUGCACUCUACCAGUCCUCCCACCGGGCACCUACAACAUCCUCCUGCAAGUAGGAAACUGGGGAUACGCCAACGCGAGCGAUGGCGUCAACACUUCUAUCGAGUACAUUCUGGAGAUCAACAGCGUGUCUCCUCUUGAAGGUUCCAUGUAUGGUGGCACCACGAUUUCAGUGACAGGUUCGGGGUUCAGUACAAAUCCCAAUGACACCCAAGUCUUAAUGGGGAACAACAUCUGCAAAGUAACCUUGGCCACAGAAAGCGAACUGGAAUGCGUUGUUCAGCCUGCUGGAAACCUCCACGUGGUCACCAAUCUUGGCAUUGAUAUCAACAGAGGCAUUGGCUACGCUUGGACGCCAUCAUCUUUGGAGGUGUUUGUUGGAGACACGGUUCAAUGGCAGUGGCAGGCUCAGUCCCUCAUUGGUGGAAUUGGCUACCGGGUUUUCAGUGUUGCCAAUCCUGGCGAUACCACCUUUAGCGGCCAAGGAUUUAACAGCGGGCCGAGCGGGACUCCAUCUGGGUUUUUCCAGUACCAGUUUUUGGUUCCAGGGGUGUAUUAUUACAGCAGCGGCUACAUCGACGCAGCCCAAACCACGUUCCUCCAAGGAGUGGUCACCGUCCAGGCCUUACCAGACAGCCAACAGCAGGUUCACAUCUCUGUCGCUGGACAAGAAGCUAAUUAUGUGCCAACCACCCCUCGUUCUAGACGUGACGUGAAUGAUUGUACAGAGACAGCUCUGAACUGCAGCUUGACGUCUACCCUUAACACAAGCAGAGACGGCUUCUUCUUCCAUUUCUCCAGUUGUUACUCUCCCACCAUAACAGGCAUCAGCCCCUCCAGUGGGACCAUCUAUGAAGUGCUCACCAUCAUGGGCACAGGAUUCAGUGAUAUUGCAUGUGCUAAUCAAGUAACUGUUGGAGGUCAUCCUUGUGAUGUCAUUAGCAGCACAUCCACAGAAAUUAAUUGCACGGUGAAUCCAGAAAACGUCUUGCCCGUGGGUUUUGCUGAACCAGUGGCCGUGAGGGUGAAUAAUCUGGGCAAUGCCAUCAGCACAAUCAUCAAUGAACUUGAUCGCCGAUUUGUUCUGUUGCCUGUUAUCAGUUUUAUCAGUCCCAGUGUUGGAUCAACCACAGGGCACACUCGGGUGACCAUUCAGGGCUCUGGGUUUACGGGACAGAACAGCUCCUUAGGAGUGACAGCAGUCAACUUGGCCUGCUCCACCGUGUCUGUGAACUACACAACCAUCAUCUGUGAUACAGCGCCCUCUAGUGCAAGAACAGGGAGAGUUCAGGUUUCAGUAAAUGGAAUCCCUGCUGCCUGCCAUUCCGACUGCUCUUUUCAAUACACGGCAUCCUCAACUCCUGUAGUACAGAGUCUGACCCCCAGCACAAUAGACAGCAAUUCAACACUCCUUUCUAUUAGUGGGGCAGGCUUUGGAAACAACACUGAAGAUGUCGUCGUCUUCAUCGGCAACUUUACCUACCAGCCAAGUGAGGUCGCUGAUGCAGAGAUCACCUGUCCCAUUGGGGCGCUGCCGGCUGGAAGUUACAUUGUGAACGUUGUGGUGAUGAGCAAAGGGUUAGCCUCUGGCAGCCUCACCAUAUCCAGUCUUGCAACUGCCACGCUUUCACCAAACUCUGGAAGCAUCCUCGGCGGGACGACACUCCUCAUCACUGGGAAUGGAUUUGAUCCCGGCUACACGACCGUCACCGUGGGGAACACCCUUUGUCCCAUCACAUAUAUUUCAACAAGUGAAAUUGAGUGUGUAACACCUCCACAUAACCAAGGAAAUGUGAAUGUGAUAAUCGGAGUUUGGUCGACUGUCUACUCUUCAUUAAACUUUCUGUACUCGCAGACAAACACUCCGGUCGUCAGUCUGGUCAGUCCAUCAACAGGAGCUUUUGGAACUGUCAUCUCCAUUAGUGGAUCCAGGUUUGGUUCUACAGUUCAAGACAUCUUUGUGACCAUUGGAGACGUCCCUUGCAUCGUUGAGGCUGUCUCCGACUCCCAGGUUCUGUGCACGGUUGGAAGCCACUCAGGCGGCUCCUUCCCAAUUGUUCUUCGGCAUGCCGUUCUGGGAUACGCAUCAUCCAGUGUCUCCUUUGAAUAUGAACUGCUGAUAACGUCGGUCACACCAAAUGAAGGCAGCUUUGGCGGUGGUUCCAUUCUUGAGCUGGAAGGAGCUGGAUUUGAUGGGCUGCUCUCAAGUGUAUCUGUGUGCGGCAGCACGUGCAUAGUGGACACGCAGAGAUCUAACGCAAGCACCUUGUAUUGUGAGGUGCCACCUUCUAAUGGUACAGGGACGCAGCUGGUCUGUGACGUGAGUGUUGUCAAUGGAAACACAUCAAUGACCUCACGACAAGCCUUCACCUAUAAAUCUUCACUGACCCCUGUAAUUACAAGUGUGUCCCCCAGAAGAGGUGGCACUGGUGGUGGCACAAGCCUUACUAUCACGGGAUCAGGUUUCAGUUCCACCCUCAGUGAUGUCCAAGUGACAAUAGCAGGGACACCUUGUGACGUGCAGCUCGCCAGCAGCACUCAGAUUAUUUGUGUCACCAACAACAACUCGCAAUCCCAGCAGACUUACGUGAAAGUGAACAUUGGAGGAAAUGGAAUUGCCAAGCUGGAUAAUGCCAGUUUCUUUUAUAUUGAUGUCUGGUCAUCCAACUUUACGUGGGGUGGGGACUCGCCACCCGACGCGGGAUCUCUGGCGGUCAUUUCACAAGGACAGACGGUCUUACUGGAUGUAAGCACUCCAGUACUGAAGAUGCUUCUGAUUCAAGGUGGAACUCUGAUCUUUGAUGAGGCCGACAUUGAGUUGAAGGCAGAAAAUAUCUUAAUUGCCAAUGGAGGGACACUGCAGAUUGGAACAGAAGCUGCCCCCUUCCAGCACAAGGCUAUAAUUACUCUUUAUGGCCAACUUCGUUCACCUGAACUUCCGGUGUACGGCGCCAAGACCCUGGCAGUCAGACAAGGAGUCCUUGACCUUCACGGCGUACCCAUCCCCGUCACGUGGACCAGACUGGCACAGACAGCAAACGCAGGCUCCUCCACUUUACAGCUACAGCAGUCGGUGACCUGGAACGUGGGCGAUGAAAUUGCUAUCGCAUCUACUGGAGACAGACUCAGCCAGAGUGAAAAUGAACUGAUGGUCAUUCAGUCCAUAUCUCCAGAUGGAAAGACGUUGACGCUGACCCAGCCCCUGAACUACACACACUUAGGGGUGUCGGUAACGCUGCCAAAUGGAAAAGUGUUUGAAGCGAGAGCAGAAGUGGGAGUUCUAACACGAAAUAUCGUCGUGCGAGGGUCAAACAACGAUGAAUGGGAUGACAAGAUCCCAGCCUGCCCUGACGGAUUUGAUCCUGGUGAAUUUGCAGUUCAGACGUGUUUCCAGGGUCGAUUUGGAGAAGAAAUUGGCAGCGACCAGUUUGGAGGCUGCAUCAUGUUCAAUGCUCCACAGCCGAAUCUGAACCUGGCCAUUGGGAGGAUAGAGUAUGUGGAAGUAUUUCAUGCCGGGCAAGCCUUCAGACUUGGGCGUUAUCCGAUCCAUUGGCACCUCAUGGGAGACAUUAACUUUAAGUCUUAUGUCCGAGGCUGUGGUAUCCAUCAGACGUAUAACAGAGCGGUCACGAUCCACAAUACACAUCAUCUGCUGGUCGAGAAGAAUGUCAUCUACGAUAUCAUGGGUGGAGCGUUCUUCAUUGAAGAUGGCAUCGAGACAGGAAACAUUCUCCAGUACAACCUGGCUGUGUUUGUCAAGCAGAGCACCAGCCUUCUGAAUGAUGACGUGACUCCAGCAGGGUACUGGGUGACCAACCCGAACAACACAGUCCGCCACAACGCAGCAGCUGGUGGAACUCACUUUGGGUUCUGGUACAGAAUGCACAAUAACCCCGAUGGACCAUCCUAUACCCCCAACGUCUGCCAAAAGAGGGUGCCACUUGGGCAAUUUUACAAUAACACUGUCCAUUCUCAAGGGUGGUAUGGAAUUUGGAUUUUUCAGGAAUAUUUUCCGAUGCAGCAAGGCUCCUGUUACUUGAACGCCCCCCAGCCAGCAGUUUUUGAUUCACUGACGACUUGGAACUCUCAGAAAGGAGCCGAGUGGGUGAAUGGUGGAGCUCUGCAGUUUAAAAAUUUUGUGGUUGUAAAUAACGAACUCGCUGGGAUUGAAAUGAAACGAAUUUUGUCUUCCUAUGUGAAAGGCUGGGGUGAAACGAGUGGCGCCAUGAUUAUGAAUGCCACUGUGGUCGGACACUUGGACCAGCUUGGUCUUGGCCCUAACCACUGCUCUACCAGAGGAAUCGUUCUUCCAUUUGAUGAAGGACUCACUGUGGAAGCAAUCAAUUUUGUCAACUUUGACCGCUCGGGCUGUGCUGCCAUUGGCGUGACAUCGAUUGAUGGAACUUGUACUGACAGAUGUGGAGGCUGGAGCGCAAGAUUUAGUGGCGUUCAGUAUUCUAAUGCCACCAACAAGGCUGGCUUCAGAUGGGAACAUGAAGUGGUUCUGGUUGACAAUGAUGGGACACUUACAGGAAAUGCCAACUACAAGGUGGUCGCCCAAAGUGCCCUGCUGGAUCCUGCGCACUGUGCUCCUCCGACACCUGAAUGGAGUGCGGGCUUCCCGGGCUCAGUAUGUGACUCCACGGUCUCCUUCCAUCGCCUGGCGUUUGGCAAUGCUUUACCUUCAUCGCUUUUUGGAAAGAACGCCAUCCUGACUGAUGAUUACGGGAGCAGCGUAGUUCCUUUCUUGCCAAAACGUUUGACCUACAAACCUGGCUGGAUGGCUUUGAUCCCCAAUGGCAAAACCUUCAACUGGUAUUUCCAGAAUGCCGGCCAAAUUACAAACAUCUCCUAUCUUGCCACUUUCUAUGGGUUCAAGAGUCCGGAUUUUGUGAUCAUCUCCCACAAUUUUACUCAGCGUCCAGAUAUGUUCAACAUUGUGGACACCAGGAACGAGUCGAGCCAUCCUCUGAACUCGAGUUCGAAUGUCAACGGAGACUGGUAUUUUAACGACAAUACCACAACCCUUACUUACCUAAUGUCUGGCACACAGAAUCCUCGGAAAAGGCGCGACACCAGUGUGGACCCAUCGGUGGUGGACAUUAAUGUGAGGUUCAACGUUUACAGCUGCUUCUUCAAGAACUGCAAUCCCCCCAUUCCCCCCACAGUGGCACCACUCCCGGAGACAAGACCUGGCAAUUUUGACUUGUGGUCCAAUAACUCGUUCUGGACGUCUUCGGCUGAGAACAACUACACGGUCCCCAAAGAAGGUGCCGAUGUCGUGAUUCCGGAAGACCGAUGGGUAGUGAUGGAUGUAAAUAUCCCCACCUUGAACAAACUUACUAUUUAUGGAGUUCUGGAAGUGCCAAAUAAUGUAACUGGAAACAGCACGUCAGCCACUAAUACAACCAGACAAGUAAUUGUGAGAGCGACCUACAUAUCAAUUCAGGGUGGAAAACUAGUAGCGGGCCAAGAAGAUGCACCUUUUCCAGAUGAACUUCACAUCAUUUUAGUAGGGAACCAGCGGACACCAGAGUGGCCCCUGCCAAAUGGGCCUAACCAGGGGGCAAAGGUUUUAGGUGUCUUUGGGAUAUUAGAUCUUCACGGGAAGCCUCACGCUGUGUACCGUACAAAACUUGCUCAGACGGCAGAAGAGGGCUCUGACGUGAUCUCAGUGACUGAAGCAGUUGACUGGCAGGUCGGUGAUGAUGUGCUGAUCACUACUACCAGCUAUGACGCCUGGCAGACAGAAACGAGGAAGAUCAUCGGCCUUUCACCAGACAUGAAGAACCUAACUCUGAAUGAAUCGCUUACCUAUACACACAUUGGUGAAGCCUACAAUGUGAACGGUACCGAUCAGGAGUACAGCCUGGCAGGCGACGUGGGACUUCUGAGUCGCAACAUCAAGAUCUACAGUGAAGAUUACCCCGGCUGGUACCAGGAAUCCUAUGGCGCCCGAGUGUUAGUUGGGACCUUCUUUGAGAACUUGCAGUACACAGGAACUGCCAGAAUUAGCGACGUUGAAUUCUACCACAGUGGCCAAGAAGGAUUCAGGGACUACCCUGAUCCCCGAUACUCGGUGGCUUUUGUUGAUGUUGGAGAGAUUUCUGCAAAUGCUUCUUCUUACAUCAAAGGCUGUGCUUUCCACCAAGGGUUUUCUCCAGCAAUUGGCGUCUUUGGCACCAACGGCCUCAGUGUCCAUGACAAUGUCAUCCAUUUCACCGUUGGAGAAGGUAUUCGAGACUGGGGAAUUAGAAACAGCAUACAAAGAAACCUCGUCGCUUUGUCCGUGUGGCCAGGAACGUAUCAAGGCAGACUGGAGUUAACGAACUCCCUGUGGCAUGCAGCCAUUGAAGUGAACAACGGCAUGAACAGCAUACUUCAAGAUAACAUCGUCAGCGGAUUUGAAAGAGUUGGAUACAGAAUUAAUGGAGAACCUUGUCCAGGUCAGUUCAACCCCGUUGAAGCCUGGCACAACAACGAGGCCCAUGGAGGCUUGUAUGGGGUGUACAUGAACAAAGACGGUUUGCCAAAUUGUUCCUUUGUGCAAGGAUUCAUCGCCUGGAAAUGCUGGGACUAUGGAAUUUAUUUCCAGACAGAGAUGAGUGUUCAGGUCUCCAAUGUGACGCUAGUAGACAACGGAAUGGGCAUCAUGCCAAUGAACUAUCAUCCGCCAUCUGUGUCUCACAACUAUUCAGACAAAACUAUUGAGAUCAAGAACUCUCUUUUCGUGGGCAGCAGUCCUAACUUUAACUGUUCAGACAUUCUCACCAACAACAAUCCCAACAUCCAAAUCACAGUGGCACACAGGAGCACCAGGCCUCUUCAAGGUGGAAGAAGUGGUGCUUGCUGGCCCACCUUUGCCUCUGAACAGAAUCUUUCUCCUGGUCACCCUCAUGCUGGACUGAUGUCCUACAAUACUAUCAGUGGGCUGAUGACUGUAACAGAUUCCACUUUUGUUGGCUAUAGAAACGUUUGCUCUGGAGAGACAAAUAUAAUGUUCAUAUCCAACCCAGAGAAUGAAGACCUGCAGCACCAAAUAUUUGUACACGGCCUAACGCUGAUUGAUAGCACAGAAGACGCCAAGGUUUUCAUCCACAGACCAGAUGUAGGUAAGGCGAAUCCCUCUGACUGCGUGGAUAUGGUUUGUGACGCCAAAAGGAAAACCAUGCUCAAAGACUUGGAUGGAUCCUUCUUGGGUCACACCGGGACUGUCGUUCCCCAAUCCGAGUAUCAGUGGAACGGCGACCCACGCGAUGGUCUCGGAGACUACAGAAUUCCGAAAGUUAUGCUGACCUACUUGAACGGCAGCCGAAUUCCUGUCAACCAAAUUGCACCAAACAAAGGUAUAAUCAGAGACCCCAGUUGUACUUACAUGCCAAGCUGGCAAAGCUACAAGUGCUUCACUCUCGACUACGAGAUGCUGGUGAUUGAAAGUCUAGACAGUGACACGGAGACCCGGCGACUCUCUCCGGUGGCAGUGCUUGCGGACGGCUAUGUGGAUCUGAUCAAUGGUCCUCAAGAUCAUGGCUGGUGUGCAGGAUACACGUGUCAGCUGAGAGUUUCUUUGUUCCACAGCAUUGUGUCCACCAAUACAUCCUAUUCCAUUUAUUUCACCAGCACUAGUCCCCAGAAUCUUCGACUGAUGCUACUAAAUGCUAAUGACACCAAGGUACUUCGAGUGGCUAUAUUCUACUCUGAUCCUCAGCGUUUAGACAUCUUUGUCAACAACUCACUGGUUGCUCCCACAAAUGCUGUAUGGAACAGCGAUCACUCGGACUACACGCUGAACGCGCCCACAUACCCAGAUGAAUUUGUUCCUGAAAUGAACUCCACCAUCUCAGGAUCAAACUACUUUGACGAAGACUACAAAAUGAUUAACAUCUUAAUCCGAGGCUCCACUCCCAUUGAGAUCCAGACUGCGCCAGUCCUCUUCAUCUCCUUUGAAAUGCCAUCCAUGACCGUGGAACAGUUUUAUGGUCCAAGCCUUGUUCAAAACCUUGCCAUCUUCUUGAAUAUCCCGGCAAAUAAGAUAAAAAUAACAAAAAUAGUGCGAGCGAGCAGCCGCCGGAGACGAAGCACAGGGAUAUCCGUGCAAAUAGAGAUAUCAAACCCGCCGGUCCAAAAUUUAAACCAGAAUUCAUCUGCAGGGACACUGAAGGCUCAAGACUUGAUGAACCUCGGCAACAUUAUUGGGAAGCAAGCCAUUACUGGAAACCUCAGCUCAGCAAUUGGCUUUGUCGUUAAGUCUGUCGCUAUCACCUUACCACCCCCUAGUUCAAGUGACCCAGCAUGGAGUAAGUUUGCAUCAGCUGAAGUCACUAGGAACAGCCAAACUCCAGCAUUUGUCUCUACUGUUGACAGUUUAGUUAUCGUCAUACAACCAAUACCAGGACAAACAAGUGGGCUGCUGACUCAACAGCCAUGCAUUAUGGCUGUGGACAGUAACGGUAAUUGUGUGUCGGUAGGAGUGACAUCGUUUGUAAUUAUUGCAAGUCUUAAAAACUCCAAUAACCAGAGCGUAGCAGGACUGGAAGGAAACAUCACCAUCCCCUUCUCCGGCUGCUGGGCUAAUUUCACGGACCUCUCCCUCACAGUCAACGGAACCAACCUGAUGAUUUCAUUUACAAUGAACAAUAUUCAGUCCCAGUCGAGGUCCUUCACACUGGGUGGUCUGACGGCCCCGGCAGCUACCGCAUCGGGCGGUGGAACAACAACGACCACCGGGUCGAACGUCUCGAGCGGAGCUCCGCGGCCCGAGGCUGUGUUUAUCCUAUUCCUUCUGUAUUAUGUGUGCGACUUUCUCUUUAGGGAAUAAAUCACAAACUGUACAACUCUGAUCACGCUGCUUUAAGGAAAUUAGCCUUCAAUGUUAAGAGUUGGAUUACAAAAUCUGGAGUGUAAAAUCCACACAUUUCUGUUUUUUAAAUAAAUUGAAACUUGGAUCAGGUUAAUAGGGAGGCAGAUUACCAUUUCUGAAUGUAAACUGAAAUCUUUCUUAAUACGCAUGUAAUACAUUUGAUUUCUGUGUAAAUGUUAAAUGUAGCUCUUACUUUAUGUUAAUUGACUUUUAAAUUUUGAAGACAAUAAUACAAAGAAUGCAUUUUACAUGGAUGUU
Erpetoichthys calabaricus (reedfish) is the source of this 13106-nucleotide messenger RNA. It is a transcript of the gene pkhd1l1.1, whose product is annotated as PKHD1 like 1, tandem duplicate 1. Bases 150 to 12806 code for a protein of 4218 amino acids. The transcript has 77 exons. The record is from RefSeq and is a predicted model, not a curated record. Lineage: Eukaryota; Metazoa; Chordata; Cladistia; Polypteriformes; Polypteridae.